AUGGUGCUUAGUAUCCCUGAAUUCCGCAAGGACUUCGGUAGAGAGUAUGCAGGAAACUAUGUGCUUGAUGCAGACUGGCAGUCAGCUUUCUCCGGAGGUCCCAUCGCAAGCUCUAUCGUCGGCACCUUCGGGGCCGGAUACAUCGCCGACAAAAUAGGACGAAAACCGCUCAUGAUUGGUUCUAUUGCUGUAUCCUUUGCUGCUAUUGCCUUGGAGUUUGUGGCAACGACAAACGCCAUGUUCUUCGGAGGGAAGUUUAUCAAUGGUUUUGUGACCGGUAUCAUCCUCUCUGUUGCAGUCACAUACAUUGGCGAGGUCACGCCUUUAGCACUUCGCGGCAUCUUUACGUGUUUGACGGCUCUCAUGAUGACCAUCGGCCCACUGACGAGCGCGAUCAUUGUGAACUACACCGGAAACAGUCCGACCCGGUGGGCCUACCGCGCUGUUUUCUGUGCACAGUUCGGUUUCGCUGGUGUCUCUGCCAUUUUUGCCCCUUUCGUACCCGAGUCUCCCGUUUGGCUUAUCAGUGUCGACAAAGACGACCGAGCAACAAAAGCCCUUCAACGCCUGGGAUACACGAAUCCUGUCGAUCUUGCCAUGCGCGUCUCUCAGAUUCGCACCACGCUUCAGGAGGCCAAGGCAGAGGUCGCCGGAGCGACAUAUCUCGACUGCUUCCGCAAAUCGAAUCUCCGCCGUACAAUAAUAUCUGUGAUGCCUCUGGCGAUCCAGGCCCUGAGCGGCGUGUUUUUCAUAGCUUCCUACGGGACAUAUUAUAUGCAACUUGCUGGCUAUAGCACAUCAGACAGUUUCAAGCUUCAGAUUGCCCAACACGGAUGCUCAAUGGCUGGAAAUAUUUGCUCGUGGUACCUUAUCGACAAAGUUGGACGUCGACCACUGACAUUCUGGGGGACGUUCUCUAUCACGGUCAUUCUAAUGAUCUGCGCCGGCCUCGCCACGGAGGGCAGCCCGGGCGCUAUCAAGGGGUCAGUGGCCUUCAUCGUCAUCUACAAUUUCUUCUACAACAUCUCGAUUGGUGCGACGGCGUAUACUCUGCUUUGUGAAGUGGCAACUUCUAAGUUGAGAGUCAAGACAAUCUCAAUUGGAGUGGCCCUUCAGUACCUCAUUUACCUCUUCUGGGCAUUCGUCAUUCCGUACCUCUUCAAUCCAGACAAGGCCAACCUCGGAGCUAAGACGGCGUUCAUAUUUGGCGGAAUUGGUCUGCUAUGUCUUGUAUACCUUUGGUUCUAUCAACCAGAGACGGCGGGCAGAAGCUUCAAGGAGCUGGAUGAGCUCUUCAUGAAAGGAGUCAGCGUAAGGGAAUUCGGGACAUACAAGACCCGGGCCGAGUUGGAAGGAGAGCAGGCCCAAGAGAUGGGAAAGUCGGACACAGCAUAA
Messenger RNA from Phaeoacremonium minimum UCRPA7, 1395 nucleotides. Its product is annotated as putative mfs hexose transporter protein. Gene Ontology annotation, cellular component: membrane. Gene Ontology annotation, biological process: transmembrane transport; carbohydrate transport. Bases 1 to 1395 code for a protein of 464 amino acids. Lineage: Eukaryota; Fungi; Ascomycota; Sordariomycetes; Togniniales; Togniniaceae. Gene Ontology annotation, molecular function: carbohydrate:proton symporter activity. The transcript is spliced from 2 exons. The record is from RefSeq and is a predicted model, not a curated record.